Messenger RNA from Postia placenta MAD-698-R-SB12, 393 nucleotides. RefSeq lists its product as hypothetical. The coding region runs from base 1 to 393 and encodes 130 amino acids. The record is from RefSeq and is a predicted model, not a curated record. Lineage: Eukaryota; Fungi; Basidiomycota; Agaricomycetes; Polyporales; Adustoporiaceae. The transcript is spliced from 2 exons.
AUGCAUCACCACGACAGAAAUCAUGCAGACACCACAAUUUCAAGGCUCGGUCAUGCAAUCGCGCAUCCAUUACGGAGCGAUCCCUCCAUAUGGUGCGACUUCAGGUCGCCCGAGCAGAGCGCCCUCGUAGUGAGCGAGAAGGGCCGCCGCUCAGCAAAUCCCAGUGGUCUGGCCACACCUUCCCAACACCACCAGCUCGCACAGCCGCGGAAGCGCGUCGAACCCGUUGAACGCGUGCUCCGCAAGCGCGACCCGUACGAUCUUCCAACCUGGGGCUCGUUUGAGAGCGUGCUCCGCGCUUCCUGGGCCCGCCUGAGGAGGCCCAGGACAUUGCACCGUGGUCUUGGGCGCCCUCCUCAGACCGCAAACCCAUCCGUCGGCACUGGAGUAUGA